AUUUGCUAUAGAGCUUAUCUUCUACAACGGGAGUGGCAAUACUGUGUAGUAUGUUAUCUUAAUUUUGUGAAAUACAGUGGUUAAUAUUUUAAGACGAAUUAUUGCAAAAUUAAUUAGGCAAGGCUAAAAUAUAUCUAAAAUAUUGUGUUUAUUAUUAGCUAUUCAGCAUUAAAUAACUGCGUUAAUUUAUUAUUUCUCAUUGACGGAACCGUUGUUGCUGAGUGCGAUUGACUAACACUACUGUUGACCGUAUUUGACAACAAACUCAUUAUCUUCUAAAAAUGGUUGUCAAAAUUUAUGUAUCUGGAAUCAGUGGCAAUAAAGAAGUGAAAAAAAGGCAACAGAGAGUAUUGAUGAUUCUGGAUAGUAAGAAUGUAGCGUACGAAGUUAUUGAUAUUACUGAACCCGGAAAAGAAGAUGAAAAAGAAUUUAUGCAAACUAUGAGCACUGCAACGGACAGUAAAUAUCCUUUACCUCCUCAAAUAUUCAAUGAAGAUGACUACUGUGGGGAUUAUGAGGGUUUUGACUUGGCUAAUGAAAAUGAUGAAUUGGAACAGUUUCUCAAAUUGUCAAUUUCGAUCAGCACAGCCGAAGUUACUUUGAAUUCCAAGUCACAAAAUAAAGAAGUUCAUCAGAAUGGUAACACAUCUAGUCGAGAGCCAUCCACAGAAAAAGACGAUGCAACAGCAAUAACAGAAAGCAUGGAGGAAAGAAGAACAUCAGUAGUAAAUGAAGAAAGAGCAUCUGGUAAUUCCGAACGUAGAGAUUCAGAAAGCGAAGUAAAAGACAUUUCCGACGAGGAUAUUGAACAUGUCGAAGAGGUUGGAGAAACGAAAGAAGACACGACCGAGGACCAAGAGAGGGAAGAGUAAAUAAAUGAUAUCCUAUUCGGUAAAUUAGGACAUAACCAAAUAAAGGAAUAGCCGAAUAAAAAUUUUAUCGGCAUUUACAGCUGCGUUAAUGACACACAGAUUUAUUUAUACUGUGCGCGCAAAUCUUAUUUGUAAUUUCAAUUCGAACAAAUUUCUUUCAAUAUUUUACAUGUUUUAAAAAAGAUUCUUUUUUCAAGAACAUGUACUUGAAGAUAAAAUAUUUGUAUUUGGUUAAACAUAUCUAGCUUUGAUACAUCGUUAUAGUCAAAUUAAUUAAUUUAUUAAUUCUUAGGAAUAUUUCUGGAUAACAACUUUUUCAAAAUAAAUUUUCUAUACGGAAAUAUUCAUGAGAAUUAAUUAUAUUAUAAAAUUUCUAUUUUCGUCUUUAAGUUUAUUUGUAUACAAAAAUUGACUUUCAAUGAUACGAUUAGGAUUUAAUAAUUUUUAGCAAAAAGUGCAAUUUUUCACAAAUGAUGCUUCGUAAAAUAAAAAGUGUUGAAUACAAUUCAAUUUAAAAAUGUUAUCGAUCUUUUCAAAUAUCCGAUAUGUUUAAAAGAAGUAGAAACUUUCUUCCUAACGUU
Messenger RNA from Leptopilina boulardi, 1453 nucleotides. RefSeq names its product SH3 domain-binding glutamic acid-rich protein homolog. Lineage: Eukaryota; Metazoa; Arthropoda; Insecta; Hymenoptera; Figitidae. Gene Ontology annotation, cellular component: cytoplasm. Bases 282 to 872 code for a protein of 196 amino acids. The transcript is spliced from 6 exons. The record is from RefSeq and is a predicted model, not a curated record.